Nilaparvata lugens (brown planthopper) is the source of this 1730-nucleotide messenger RNA. Its product is annotated as inactive selenide, water dikinase-like protein. Lineage: Eukaryota; Metazoa; Arthropoda; Insecta; Hemiptera; Delphacidae. Gene Ontology annotation, cellular component: cytoplasm. The record is from RefSeq and is a predicted model, not a curated record. Gene Ontology annotation, molecular function: selenide, water dikinase activity; ATP binding. Gene Ontology annotation, biological process: L-selenocysteine biosynthetic process.
CAUCCAUGCGCUUUUGAUGAAGUUUUCCAUUAUUGUUAUUGAACAUUACUAUAAGUAAGUUAUUGGUAAUAUUAGCUUAUGCAAUGGCAGCUUGUAGUCAAACAAACGGUAAUUCAAAACCUGAUGAAAAUAUUGUUGCUUCAAAAAAUUGCAAUAAGCCAGUAUUAGAUUUAAGAACAUUUGAUCCUGUCCUCCAUUCAUUGGAUGUAAACUUUCGUUUAACGCGUUUUGGUGAAAACAAAGGACGUGCGUAUAAAGAUCCUCAGGAAGUUUUUUUGAAACUUCUCGAAGGACUUCAAAGUGUAAAUGAUGAGCAUGAAGUUUCUGUUCCCACAAUUAGCAUUGGUAAGAUUAAUACUACUAUAAUUCCUUUUCGACGAUAUGGAGGGCUUAGACUUUUGCAAACAACUGAUUGGUGUUAUCCUAUGGUGGACGAUCCAUAUUUAUUGGGUAAGAUUGCAUGCUCACAAGUACUAAGUAAUAUCUAUGCAAUGGGUGUAGUAGACUGCGACAAUAUGAUGAUGCUUCUAAGCGUUUCAUCAUCAAUGUCUGAUGUGGAGAGGGAUACUAUAAUACCUCUCAUGUUGAAAGGAUUCAAGGAUUGCGCAUUAGAAGCUGAAACAGUUAUUACAGGUGGACAGACUGUCAUUAAUCCAUUGUGUAUUAUUGGUGGGGUUGCAUCUUCAGUUUGUCAGGUGAAUGAGUAUAUCUCUCCAAUGAAUGCUGUUGUAGGUGACGUUUUGGUAUUAACUAAGCCUCUAGGUACUCACGUUGCAAUCUGUGCUCAUCAGUGGAUGAAUGAUAUUCCUGAGAGAUGGAAUAGAAUAAAAGUGGUCGUAACAGAAAUUGAUGUGAAUAAAGCAUAUAAAACUGCUGUGGAGUCCAUGUGCCGUCUAAACAGAGUAGCUGCAAGACUCAUGUUUAAAUAUAAUGCCCAUAGCUGCACCAACAUCAGUCAACAAGGACUAUUGACUCAUGCAAACAAUAUGGCUCUCAACCAGAAAAAUGAUGUGAGCUUUGUUAUUCAUAAUCUACCGGUCAUCUCCAAAAUGACUGCUGUUGCAAAAGCCUGUGGCGAAAUGUUUCAGCACAACCGUCAUUCAAUUGAGUUUUCUGGUGGACUUCUAAUUUGUCUUCCACGAGAACAAGCUGCUGCUUAUUGUAAGGAAAUUGAAAAGCAAGAAGGCUUUCCAGCAUGGAUCAUCGGUAUUGUGGAGAGGGGAGGCAGGUCAGCCCGCAUUAUUGAGAAGCCCAGAGUACUAGAAAUAAAUAAAUGAAGUAAUCCAGAAGUUCAGUUCUAAAAAUAGUCAGAAGGUAUGAGAUGCAAUAAGAUGGAAGGAAAAAUUGCAGAAGACCUAUAAUAUAAAGCUAUUUUGCCCGGUCUAUCUGUAUAGAGAUCUGUUAAAAAGGCAAUACCAGUCAAUUUAUAAUUUAAUUGAGUUACUAUUAUCGUUUGACAUAUACCGUAGUUUUUUUAGAUUGUUAAUUAAGUUAUUUAAUUCUAAUGAUUUGGUUUACUUACCUACUAUUACUUGUUAGCGGUGUUUUCAAAAUAUGUCACUACAUUUAGAUGUUAUAAAAAUGUAUCAAUACAUUUGGAAAAAAAUCAUGUUCUCAACUAGAAGUCCAGUUCUAGAAUGAGUCAGAAGAUAUGAGUUGCAAUCGGGAAAGGAUACGUUACAGAGUCAACUACAACAUUUUUCUGCAUAUCAAGUUAUUUUGCCAGAUCU